Molecule: messenger RNA, 2705 nt
Organism: Ruditapes philippinarum (Manila clam)
Lineage: Eukaryota; Metazoa; Mollusca; Bivalvia; Venerida; Veneridae
Exons: 16
Coding region: 27-2081 (684 amino acids)
Source: RefSeq, a predicted model, not a curated record
CCUACCCUAUUGGCGGCGACUUCAAAAUGGCGACCAAACGAAAUUUGUACAGACCUGCCCAAGUUCAAGAAAAUGUUGGCCAGCGAAAGCCUAGAAAAACACUUGCACAGGGGAGAUUGAUAACAAAUGGAGCCCCGUCACAAGGCAGUGUUCCAGCUUCUGAGUCUCAGAAUGCAAGUCUUCUAUCCAACACAUCUGUUAGAAAGUUGGCACCUUCACGUUCAAAUACAAGCCAUACAAUAAAUGAAUCGGCAAAUAAUUCACAACUGCAUCAAACAUCACUUGUUCAAGGAAGGCUUGAAGAAUCCGUUUUCUCACCUAGAAGAUGUGUACCAAAGGUGUCUGAACCCCGUACUCCAGAUAAUCGACAACCUGCAGGGAGCCUCGAUCUGACAGAUAGUGAAAUGGGUGAUGAGACUCCAGAACUGAGGUCAAGGUAUCAGAAACCAGAUGAAGUGUUGUGUAUAGAUGCAUCAAGACAAACUGUAAACCCAGAUGUUUCUGAAGUAGAUAUAAGAAUUGGUGUGGACAAAUCUCCAGUCAAAAUAGUGUGCCAUUCUCCAUCUAGAAUAAAUCAUUCAUUAAGACAACAAAAUGCUGUGAGGGAUUCUGGUGAAAAUUUAAGACAAUCUAAACAUAAAAUACCAGUCAUAAUUACAGAAAAAUUACCAGACGAUCAUAUAAAUCCUUACACAGCUGUACAAUCUAUUCCAAUGACACCUCCCCAACAACAGGAUAGAAGAGUUUUACAAUCACUCUCUGAUAAUUGUCCGCAGCCAGAUUUCAGUGAUUCUGCUGACUCAGAUAAAUUCUUCCUGGAUAGACACGAUGACAGAGUUACUAGUGAUAAUGACAACAAUAGUGUGAAAGAAUACACUGUAACUAAUCACAAAUUAAAGAACAAAACAUCAAAAGAUGAAAGGGUGCCAUCUUCCACUAGAAAAGAGAAAAGGCCUGAGACUGCUAAAAAGAAGAAAGGUCGUAUGGUACCAUCUAGAUACAUGCAAUCUGCAGAGUCAAAGGUCAAGGCUUCUUUAUCAUCUAGAAUAGAAAAGUCAUCUUUUGACAAGUCUAGAGCUAGUAAGAGUGUAGAAUAUCCUCAAUCUGCCAAGAAAAGUGCUGGUAAAAUUAACCGUAAGCUCACGAAGGACUCUGUCUCGGAACGUCCCCGUACCCCAGAAAACCAGUCCAUAACUUCUACAGGAGGUAAAACAUCUACACCUACAAUGGACGGGUCACAUCUGUCACAUGAUAUGGAUAUAGACGCUUCAGCUAUUCAUCCAGAAGUUUCUUUACUCGCAGGUGAUACAUCAAGGGUGUAUCAGUUAGAGAAACACGGGAGUGGUAAGUCAAGAUCUCGACUAAAGACUGAAUAUCGAGAUGAUUUGAUGGGACAGUCUAUAUUGUCUAAUGUAUCCCUGUAUAACCAGUCUGUGUUAGCCUCAAAACCUAAACAGAAAUUAGAUCCGAAGACAGCUCAGCAGAAAGUAGACCUCUUGUAUAUGUAUAAACUGCAGUGGGCAUUCCUGGAAGCAAAAGCCAGGAAGACUUUGCAUGAACAAGAAAAGCAAGCAAUGGCACAAAUCUAUGGUUUGUAUGAGGAAGUAGAAAGUUUAAGGAAGUUAAAGUUGGACAGGGAACAGCAAUAUUCUCGACUUAGACACACAAAUAUUACAGAUAACCUGGCAGAAGUUCAGAGGCAGUGUCUUGGACCAGUGGUGAAUAAUUUACCAUCGUUACAAAAACAAUACAGUAAUUUGGCGUAUGCAUUAGAUACAACACGACAUCAAAUUCCUACCAAAGAUAUACAUUUACCUGAAAAUGAGGAACAAUUUCAAGCCAAGUUAGAAGCACAGUUACUAGAGAGUGAGAGGUUACUAGGGGAAGUGAGUGCUAUAACAAGACAAGAUAUUCCCACUAUCUCUGCUAUGGGUAAUGCUAUGGUUACCAUGGAACAAGCUGUUGAAGGAAUGGAGGAAGAGUUAAAAAAGAGCCAUGAACUACUUGCAGCAACAGAGACAUUAACUAUGCACGAGUGCUCAUUACGUGUACAAGAAAUACAACUUCUAGACCAGUCCUGAAACUAAAUCAAAUAAUUAACAAGCAUUAGCCCUGAGAAAAGAAACAUUUGUACAGCAGUCCAGCAAUCCCGAUAAAUGAAAUGAUGUGAUAAGGAAACGCUUUGUUAGUUUCAACCACUGAAAAAAUAUAUCAGAGAGCUAAUGUACUUACCCCGGCUUUGGCAUAGUUGUCACACUUUGCUUAAAUUUUUGGGUGCAAGUUUGUAUCUCCAAGUCUACUGAAGAGAAUGAGUUAAAACUUCACACACUUGUUUUCUGUGACUCUCUCACAUGAUGGGCACAAUUCCUAUAGUGACCUUUUUACAGAGUUAUUAGCUCACCUGUCACAAAGUGACAGGGUGAGCUUUUGUGAUCGCUUUUCGUCCGGGCAUCCGUCCGUCGUCCGUAAACUUUUACUUUAAAUGACAUCUCCUCAUAAACCACUUAGCCAAUUUCAUCCAAACUUCACAGGAAUGUUCCUUUGGUGGUCACCUUUAAAAAUUGUUCAAAGAAUUUAAUUCCAUGCAGAAACCUUGUUGCCAUGGCAACCGAAAGAAAAAACUUUAAAUAUCUUCUUUUAAAAAACCAUAAGAGCUAGAGCUUAGAUAUUUGGCAUGAAACAUGUUCUAGUGAGUGUCUACCAAG